CAAUGUCUGAGGAACCUCAAGAUACAGUAGUUUUAAGCAAUUUUGAAUCAGAGAAUUCUGUCAUUCAUUCAUCAUGGAAAAAUCAUAUUAAAAACGUUCCGAUUGAAACUAAUCUUACAAAUUUAUCAAAAAAUCAACAAAAAAAACUUUUAAAGAGAGAACUUUAUCUAAGUAGACGUCAUGAAAAACGAAAAGAAGAGCGUUUAAGAAAAAAACAAAAUCGAAUAGAUUUAAAAACAGCUGGUUUGCCACUUCCUAAGCGGCUUAAAAAUAAAAUAUCAAAACGCAAAGAGCUAUCAAACCAAAAAAUUGUUAUAGAUUUAAAUUUUGUGGAUUUUAUGACUGAAACAGACCUUCGCAUGCUUUUAAAGCAAAUUAGGACAUGUUAUGCAGAAAAUCGCAAGUUAAAAAACCCACUGCAGCUGCAUUUAACAAGUUUUCAUGGGAAAAUAAAACAAUUUUUUUCUACAAUCCAACCUGGUUGUUUAAAUUGGUUACUUCAGUUUCAUGAGAACACUUAUCUUGAAGAGUUUAAAAAAGAAGACAUUGUUUAUUUGACCGCAGACUCAGAAAACGUUCUCCAUUCUUUAGAUGAUACAAAAGUCUACAUCAUUGGUGGUUUGGUUGAUCACAACCAUCAAAAGGGAUUAUGUCAUAAAUUGGCUAUCUCUCAUUCUAUUAGUCACGCAUGCCUCCCAAUAAACGAAUAUAUCAAAUUAAAUAGUAGAAAAGUUUUGACCGUAAAUCAUGUAUUUGAGAUAUUAUUGAAAUAUGUUGAACUUAAAGAUUGGAAAGACGCUUUUUUUCAUGUUUUACCUAAAAGAAAAGGUAUUGAUGAAUUAGAUGGCUCUGAUAAUUUGCAAGAUUUUGAAGUAUAACUUAUAGAUAAAUAUAUAUCGUUACUUAAAUGACUUCUAGGAGAUAAUUAAAAAUUUUAGUAAAAUUGAAAUUAUUAUUUAUUUGCAACUUGUAACACGUUUUUAAACGAAUUGACUCAAACCAUAAAUCUGUUAAUAAAAAGAAAAAAUUUAAUUAAAA
Hydra vulgaris (swiftwater hydra) is the source of this 1038-nucleotide messenger RNA. RefSeq names its product tRNA methyltransferase 10 homolog A. Lineage: Eukaryota; Metazoa; Cnidaria; Hydrozoa; Anthoathecata; Hydridae. Gene Ontology annotation, cellular component: nucleus; nucleoplasm. Gene Ontology annotation, molecular function: methyltransferase activity; tRNA binding. Gene Ontology annotation, biological process: tRNA N1-guanine methylation. The record is from RefSeq and is a predicted model, not a curated record.